Molecule: messenger RNA, 1836 nt
Organism: Echinostoma caproni
Lineage: Eukaryota; Metazoa; Platyhelminthes; Trematoda; Plagiorchiida; Echinostomatidae
Source: the annotation of a GenBank genome assembly
AUGAAAGCAAGCCGAAUUCCGACUCAGGUUAAAAAAACGAUUGAAGUGUUUCCCGAAUCGGAGCAGGUGAAGCUGGAAUCCGACAGUGACAGUAAUAGUGGUGAAGCACCUCUAUUAAGAGACCAAUGGAAACGGAAACUGGACUUUUUGGUUGCCUGCAUGGGAUUCUCAAUUGGGCUUGGAAACGUGUGGCGCUUUCCCUACUUGUGUUACAAGAACGGAGGAGGGGUGUUUCUGAUUCCCUACUUUAUCAGCGUGUUCUUUGCCGGUAUACCACUUUUCCUGCUCGAGGUCGCAUUGGGUCAAUUCACAUCGCGAGGGGUCAUCGCAGCAUGGGACAUAUGCCCUAUAUUUCGUGGUUUGGGUUGUGCAAGCACCCUAAUCAAUUUCAUGGUCAAUUGCUAUUACACCGUCAUCCUGAGUUGGGGUCUGCAUUUCCUCUUCUCCUCAUUUCAAAGUCCACUGCCUUGGACAUUAUGCGACCAGUGGUGGAAUACCGAGGGCUGUGUGGUCAACAAAUCGGCGGAGGGUAAUCGCACGCAAGGGUCUAAUUCCAGUCUGAUGGAUACGGAUCCAUCUACGGAAUACUGGGAGAAUCGUGUUCUACAGAUUUCUCCGGGAAUAGAUCAGGCAGGAAAGAUCCAGUGGGAACUGGCUUUGUGUCUACUACUGGCUUGGCUCAUAAUCUUUCUAUGUAUUUGCAAAGGUAUCAAGACAUCUGGGAAUAUUAUGUAUGUCACGGCUACCAGUCCGUACUUGUUUAUGUUGAUCUUGCUCAUCCGUACGGCCCUCCUGGACGGAGCUUCUGAGGGUCUGAUCUACUACCUCAAACCGGAUUGGACAAAGCUGUUUGACAUGCAGGUGUGGUCAGAUGCCGGAACGCAAAUAUUCUUCAGCUACGCCCUCAGUUUGGGGGCGUUAACUGCCCUGGGAAGCUACAAUUCGUUUCAUCAUAAUUCACUACGUGAUUGCUGUCUGUUCGCAUUGAUCAACACAAUGACCAGUUUAUUGGCCGGUUGCGUCAUCUUCGCGACCCUGGGCAAUAUGGCUCUAACUGCGAAUGUUUCCAUCAGCUUGGUCGCUGAGUCUGGACCGGGGCUGGCGUUUGUGAUCUAUCCAAAAGCUUUGGGUACAAUGCCAUACAGCCCUUUUUGGGCGGUUUGUUUCUUCCUGAUGCUGCUGCUGCUGGGGAUUGACAGUAUGUUCGGAGGUGUUGAAGGCUUCGUGGCCGCAUUGGCUGACUUCUUACCUCGUAUUCACUCCGAUGUUCGUAUCCGUUGUGGAGUUGUUGGUUCGGUUUGCGCCAUAUCCUAUAUCAUCGGAUUGUCCAUGGUAACAAAAGGUGGCAUGUACGUUUUUCAGUUGUUCGACUAUUUCAGUGGAAGCCGCAUCAUUCUAGUUGUUGGGUUCCUGGAAACAAUUGCUAUUGGUUACGUCUAUGGCUGUAAACGCUUCACGAAUAACAUGCGUCUGAUGUAUGGAUUCUCGCUUGGUUGGGCCCCAAAAAUCUUCUGGUGUUUCAUCACUCCUUGUUUCACUCUGGUUCUGUUCGUCUUCAGUGUGAUCGUAUACGAGGAGCUUACAUACCGCCGGUCAAGUCAACCGGAGCCGUAUCAUUUUCCCGGCUGGUCGGUCAAACUUGGCUGGUUUAUGGCCAGUUCCAGUCUGUUCCUGAUUCCAAUCACCUUGUUCGUACAAGUUCUGAUAACCCCGGGCACAUUUGUAGAACGUAUCAAGCUUCUGUUGCAACCGCGUUAUUCGGAGUCACUGCAGCAACGAUUUCGUGAUGCGGAGUCCACCGUCCGUGUUCUGAUCAAAACCAAAUGGGACCCCUAA